AUGACACUCACCGCUGAAGAAAUUGCCAACCAAAAAAGAGUUUUGAAAAAUCAAAGAGAGAAGCAACAUUAUCAGAAUAUCAAUAAGGAGCUAGAAAAGCUGGGAAAACAACUCCCAAAUCCCGCAGGUGGCAAGUUGAGCAAAAUAGAGACGCUCAAAUUGGCGAACAAGUAUUUGGAAUCGCUGAAAAAAAUGCUAAACGAGAAAGAGGACAUAAAGCCAAUGGCCACUGGACCUAGAAAAAUCAAGGUGGAGCCAGAAUGGAUUGCUCAGCCAGUAGUGGCCAAGCAGGAAAAAGUCAAAUCCAUCAAAAUGGAAAUUUUGGAAUAUCGAGAGCAGGCGGAACGAGUAGAAUAUGGAAAUGUGGCGUUUUAUGAUGAAACCAGCGACCCGGAGAGAUUUUUCAGAGAGUUGGAUGAGAGUUUGGGAUUUGUCCCGGCUCACUGGUGA
Messenger RNA from Caenorhabditis briggsae, 450 nucleotides. Lineage: Eukaryota; Metazoa; Nematoda; Chromadorea; Rhabditida; Rhabditidae. The coding region runs from base 1 to 450 and encodes 149 amino acids. The transcript has 2 exons. The record is from RefSeq and is a predicted model, not a curated record. Gene Ontology annotation, biological process: regulation of transcription by RNA polymerase II; developmental process. Gene Ontology annotation, molecular function: protein dimerization activity; RNA polymerase II transcription regulatory region sequence-specific DNA binding; DNA-binding transcription factor activity, RNA polymerase II-specific.